Ooceraea biroi (clonal raider ant) is the source of this 1045-nucleotide messenger RNA. It is a transcript of the gene RpL15, whose product is annotated as ribosomal protein L15. The record is from RefSeq and is a predicted model, not a curated record. Gene Ontology annotation, molecular function: RNA binding; structural constituent of ribosome. Gene Ontology annotation, biological process: cytoplasmic translation. NCBI's taxonomy places the organism in Eukaryota, Metazoa, Arthropoda, Insecta, Hymenoptera, Formicidae. Gene Ontology annotation, cellular component: ribosome; cytosolic large ribosomal subunit.
GUUCGCAGAGCUGCUACUCAGGUCUCCGAGAGCCAUGUGAAGUGUGCGCCCUCUCGAGCCAUUUUGCAGGCACUUUGUAGACCGGAGAAGAGAUCGAUUCUUUCCUUGGCUUCCUUCGUCGUGGCGGGAAGUCGCGAUGGCGGGGCAUAAGUAUGUGACGGAGUUGUACCGCAAGAAGCAGAGCGAUGUGCUCCGCUGCUUGUUGCGCAUCAGAUGCUGGCACUACCGCCAAUUAACGAAGAUUCAUCGUGCCCCCAGACCGUCUAGGCCCGAUAAAGCUCGUCGUCUGGGUUACAAAGCUAAGCAAGGUUUUGUCAUCUUUAGAAUCCGCGUGCGCCGUGGUGGUCGCAAGCGCCCAGUCCCUAAGGGCGCGACCUAUGGCAAGCCUAAGAGCCACGGAGUCAACCAACUGAAACCUACGAGAAAACUGCAAUCGGUUGCCGAGGAACGUGUCGGACGCCAUUGCGGUGGCUUGCGAGUACUGAACAGUUACUGGGUAGCCCAAGACUCUUCAUACAAAUACUAUGAAGUUAUUCUGGUUGAUCCUGCCCACAAGGCAAUACGUAAUGAUCCUAAGGUGAACUGGAUAUGCAACGCGGUGCAGAAACACCGUGAACUUCGUGGCAAGACCUCUGCUGGCAGAAGCUCGCGUGGAUUAGGCAAGGGACAUCGUUACUCGCAAACGAUCGGCGGCUCACGUCACGCCGCAUGGAAGAGGCGAAACACGCUGUCGCUUCGCAGGAAGCGAUAAUUAUUUCAUUUCUAACUACGUCGUACAUACAAGAUACAUCAUUUUAUUGCCGCGUGUCAUGCUGUGUCAAUAUCAUGACGUAUCCUGUAAAAAAAAGAAUAAAUACUUCUUUCCUAAAAAUUGUAAAACUUACAGGAAUCCAUUUUCUUUUUUUUUUCUGCGCUUUAGAAAUCUUACAGCGGUACAUGUGAAAUCUUUAAUUCGUUAAACAAUUUCAUGAUGUUUUACUAGAGGAAAAGUUACCGAACUGUACGUAUUGUAUGUGAUAUAACAGUAAUAAUGGGUAAAAAUUCU